AUGACAUUAAGAACCGCCAUUCUUUCAGCCUUCGUGGCCGUCAUCCUGCCCAGCUGCCAAGCACAAGCACCUGAGCCGGUUGUUUACAACGAACCAGCUACAGGAAUCACCUUUGAUACAUGGAAUGUGCCCUCCAGCUCAAAGGCUGGUGGCCUAACGUUCGGCGUAGCAUUGCCUAGCAAUGCACUUAAAUCAGACGCUACUGAUUUCAUCGGAUACCUACACUGUGCAGCUACCGAGGAGUCCGCGGCAAAUGGCUGGUGCGGUAUCACCUUGGGUGGCUCCAUGACAGACGCCCUUUUAUUCGUUGCGUACCCAGAUGGCGACACCGUGCGGACCUCCCUACGUUUCACCUCGGAAUACGCAAUGCCUGGCGUAUACAGUGGCAACGCGACCGUAAAGCCGAUUUCCUCCACUGCCAACUCGACUGGUUUCUCGUUGAUCUUCCAUUGCCAGGACUGUCUGCAUUGGUCGCAGGGCGAGACUACUGGUAGCGCAUCUACCAGCAGUGGUCUCUUGGACUUGGGCUACGCACAGUCCGUCAAAGCACCGAGCAAUCCAUCCUGUGCGACCGAGCUGAAGCUUGUUCGACACGAUCUACAGGGCACGUGGACGGCGAUGCUUGAUGAUCAUGCUGCGAGCGAUUACUACGAGAAAUGGUCGGCCCAAGCAAAGGAUGCAGUCCCUGACAAGUGCUCUGCGUAA
This is a messenger RNA of Aspergillus pseudonomiae, 705 nucleotides long. RefSeq lists its product as uncharacterized. The record is from RefSeq and is a predicted model, not a curated record. The transcript has 3 exons. Lineage: Eukaryota; Fungi; Ascomycota; Eurotiomycetes; Eurotiales; Aspergillaceae. Bases 1 to 705 code for a protein of 234 amino acids.